Molecule: messenger RNA, 1541 nt
Organism: Corvus hawaiiensis (hawaiian crow)
Lineage: Eukaryota; Metazoa; Chordata; Aves; Passeriformes; Corvidae
Gene: COQ2
Product: coenzyme Q2, polyprenyltransferase
Exons: 7
Coding region: 18-1058 (346 amino acids)
Biological process (GO): ubiquinone biosynthetic process
Cellular component (GO): mitochondrial inner membrane
Source: RefSeq, a predicted model, not a curated record
AACGGGGCGGCGCCAAGAUGGCGGCGGCGCUGCUGGCGCGGCUGUGCCGGGGCCCCCCCGGGCUCCGGGGCACCCCUGGGCUCCGCGCCGCCCGCCCGCCCCUCGCCGCCGCCGCCCCGCCGCUGCUGCUCCGCCGCCCCGCCGCGCCCCCGGGGCCGCGCAGCUUCUCGGCGGCCGAGCUGGUGCGCGCCGCGCCGGCCCCGCUGCAGCCGUACCUGCGGCUCAUGCGGCUGCACCAGCCCACCGGGACGUGGCUGCUGUACCUACCGUGUACCUGGAGCAUCGGGCUGGCGGCCGCUCCCGGCUGCCUCCCGGACUGGCACAUGCUGUCCCUGUUCGGCGCGGGAGCCGUGCUCAUGCGAGGGGCCGGCUGCACCAUCAAUGACAUGUGGGACCGCGACUAUGACAGACAGGUUGCAAGGACAGCAAGCAGACCCCUGGCAGCUGGAGAUAUCUCCACUUUUCAGUCCUUGGUUUUUCUCGGGGGACAGCUCAGCCUGGCACUCUGUGUACUUCUGUGUCUGAAUUACUAUAGUAUCAUUCUGGGAGCAGCCUCUUUAUCCCUUGUGGUCACCUACCCUCUGAUGAAGAGAAUAACAUACUGGCCACAGCUAGUUUUGGGACUUACAUUUAAUUGGGGAGCCCUUCUUGGCUGGUCUGCCAUCAGAGGGUCGUGUGAGUGGUCUGUGUGUUUGCCCUUGUACUUUGCUGGAGUCAUGUGGACACUGGUGUACGACACCAUUUAUGCACAUCAGGAUAAGAGGGAUGACAUCAUGAUUGGUGUGAAGUCAACUGCAUUGCAGUUCAAGGAGGACACGAAGCAGUGGCUCAGUGGCUUCAGCCUGGCCAUGCUCCUGAGUUUGUGUGUGGCAGGGAUGAAUUGCAAUCAAACCUCCCCGUAUUACUCGGCUGUAGCUGCCGUAGGGGCUCAUCUAGCACACCAGAUUUACACUUUGGACAUGGACAAGCCUGAAGACUGUUGGAAAAAAUUUGCUUCAAAUCGUACUGUAGGAAUUCUGCUCUUCAUAGGGAUUGUGCUUGGAAAUCUGUGGAAGUGAACAGACUUUAAAAAUGUAGGGGAGCCUUCAGAAAACAGAUAGUUGAAAUCACUAUACUUAUAUUUUAGUCUAACUAAAGUGUAAGUAUUGUAAGAAGAAAAACACUUUUAAUAUAAGUAUAGCUGCUUUAUAUUGUUUAUUUAUAAAAGCUGGUGGGAACAUUCUUGUUUCUGGAAUCAUGCAAUUGAGAUAAUUCUACAAUUAAAGUUUUGGUUAUAUGUCAAUAACUUCAAUCUGCAUAGAAGCUCCAAUAAAUGAAGCUCCUCUGCUGGUCCUGUGGUAUCAGCAAACUUCAGAUAAACCAAGCUCUAGUGUGCAGUGCAUGCCACCUCUCCCAGGUGACAGGUGAUAAACACUUGGUUGCUCAAAGCUCUGGAGACUGUGAACCCAAGAUUUUAUAUGAAGCAGGUGUCUCUUAGUGACAGCAAGUGUAAAAAUGCAAAAUGAUUUCUGGAUGUAAAUAAAACCUGGCUGUACAUGUUU